CGACAGAGGGCAUUGGCGGCACUAUUUGACAGCUGAAUAAUAAACACACGAGAAUUGUCAACACUUCAGUGCAAAGGAAUUUUCUGAUUUUUAAAAAUUCAAUUGAUUUUCACUGAAAUUAAUAAAAAUAUGGAUCAUCCACGGGCGUGCGGUUGCAAAGGUUGCCGAACCUGUUUGAUAUGUGAAAAGGAAUUUAAUUUCGAAGAGAAACCAUUUAUAACUGAAUACAAAAAUUUGGACAAUUACGUAUUUUGUUAUAAAUGCAAUAAAAUCUAUGUUGGUCACGAUGUUACCGCCACCAUUGAAUCUCAUGUUAAGGACCACGAUAAACAAACCGGCAUUGAUUUCCCAGGUGUUUUUGUAUUGCCGGACUUUAUUUCGCCGGUCGAAGAAAAUGCAUUAAUGAAGGGGAUUGAUGGCCUACCAUGGGACAUAUCUCAAAGUGGCCGACGCAAACAGAAUUAUGGGCCCAAAACGAAUUUUAAGAAAAUGAAAUUGGCGCACGGAGCGUUUAGAGGUUUUCCGGAAUAUUCGAGAUUUGUACAAGAACGGUUUCGAGAUGUUCCACUUUUGGCUGAUUUCCAAACGAUUGAGCAAUGUUCUUUGGAAUACGAUCCAGAGAAGGGAGCGUCAAUUGACCCACAUAUCGAUGACUGUUGGAUCUGGGGCGAACGUGUUGUUACGGUGAAUUGUUUAUCAGAUUCCGUGUUGACACUAGUGAGAUACACCGGAGAUGUAAAACGCUACAAUCUACCAUUGGUCGAAUCAUAUUCAUCGCAUUUGAGAUCAUCAUUGGCCAAAUACGAUGAUUUGAAUCAAUUCAACAAUAUGUUAAUAAAAAUACCAAUGCCAAAUCGAUCGCUAAUCGUUUUAUAUGGAUCACCACGCUAUCAAUUCGAACAUUCAGUUUUGCGAACGGAUAUCACGUCACGACGAGUUUGUAUUGCGUAUCGAGAAUUUACACCAAUGUAUUUGAGCAAUGGCGAGAGUUUUGCACACAGUGUUCCAAUUUUUGAAACGGCCAAAUCGUUUUGGACAGAUGAUAUUCCUGUAAAAUGAAUUACAUUCAUUGAAAAGGUCCAAACGAUCUGCUGUAUUACACAUGUACAUUGAUUCAACAUUUUAAAGAGUAAGAAUGAUUUUAUGUAAUUAACCGUACAUCGGUAUGAACAGAAAUUGAUUUUUUUUAAAUAAAUAUUCAAAAUCUUUUUUCACA
Molecule: messenger RNA, 1216 nt
Organism: Contarinia nasturtii (swede midge)
Lineage: Eukaryota; Metazoa; Arthropoda; Insecta; Diptera; Cecidomyiidae
Product: alpha-ketoglutarate-dependent dioxygenase alkB homolog 4
Exons: 5
Coding region: 130-1059 (309 amino acids)
Biological process (GO): oxidative demethylation
Molecular function (GO): oxidoreductase activity; demethylase activity
Source: RefSeq, a predicted model, not a curated record